AUGUGUCCUAUAAUCAUUUUUGGAAAUCUAUUGGUCAUUUUAUCAGUUUGGAUAGAUCCUCUGAAGAAACUCAGGUCUUCGCCUUCUAAUCAUAUCAUUGUAUCGAUGGCAAUUGCCGAUCUUCUGGUCGGUUUAGUGGUUUGUCCAUUGAUGGUAUACUGGGGUUGGGCCAUUUCACAACAGCAAAAUCUGACACUUCCAGCGUUGUAUUCUUUGGCCGUCUUAAUAGAUGUUAGUGCAGGACACGUGUUGCUUCUCACUGUAGACAGGGUUUUUGCUUCAGUGACUCCUUUGCAGUAUCGAGUUAAAGUAACAAAUAGACGAGUUUGCAUCGCAAGUAUUACAUGUUGGGCGUAUUUCAUACUUUUUGGAUGUGCAUUUGGUUUGUGGGAGAAAGGAUACAUCAUUAUGGGAACAAUCUUUAAUGUACAAAGUUUCUGUAUUGUUAUAAGCAUCUUCCUUUUAAACUUGGUUAUUGUAUUUGCCUUUCGCAAGCACUCCAAGACUACAACAACACAAGAUUACUUGACGGAAAAUCGGCAAAUACUGAUUCAAAAACGAGAGACGAAACUAUAUAAGGGCAUUGCAAUCGUGAUCUGUGCGUUUCUUGUCUGUUUCGUACCGUGGUUCUUAGUGCAGUGUUUGUUUUAUUUUUGCGCACCAUGCAUUUUCUCUCGGUUAAUGUUGGUACAUACAUUGACUAUCGCCUUACUGUAUGCCAAUUCCGGAGUAAAUCCUUUUUUGUAUGCAUGGAGAAUUCCCAGAUACCGAGUUACGUUCAAACACUUUCUAAAAAUUCGACAAAGGUGCUGCGUUAGUGAAAACAGCCAA
This is a messenger RNA of Porites evermanni, 831 nucleotides long. NCBI's taxonomy places the organism in Eukaryota, Metazoa, Cnidaria, Anthozoa, Scleractinia, Poritidae. The record is from the annotation of a GenBank genome assembly.